CCUGGAGCCCGGCCUCGGCAGCCUGUUCGCGCUGCGCGGGCCCGCCAUGGACCUCACCACCGCCUACCGCUACAACCAGAACAUGAUGGAGUACUACACCUGCCACGGCGGGGUGAACCAGCUGGGCGGCGUCUUCGUGAACGGCCGGCCGCUGCCCGACGUCGUGCGCCAGCGCAUCGUCGAGCUGGCCCACAACGGCGUGCGGCCCUGCGACAUCUCGCGCCAGCUGCGGGUCUCCCACGGCUGCGUCUCCAAGAUACUGUCCAGGUACUACGAGACGGGCAGCUUCAAGGCGGGCGUCAUCGGCGGCAGCAAGCCCAAGGUGGCGACGCCGCUGGUGGUGGACGCGAUCGCCAACUACAAGCGCGAGAACCCCACCAUGUUCGCCUGGGAGAUUCGCGACCGGCUGCUCGCCGAGGGCAUCUGCUCGCAGGACAACGUGCCCAGCGUCUCCUCCAUCAACCGAAUUGUGAGGAACAAGGCGGCGGAGAAGGCGAAGCACGUGCACCAGUCGCAGCAGCAGCAGCAGCAGCAACAGCAGCAGUCGGGGGCGGGGGCGUCGCCGGCGGGCAGCGGCGCGGGGGCGGGCGCGGGCGCGGGCCCCGGCGUGUCGGUGAUCGCGCACGCGCCCUCCGCCUCCGCGUCGGCCUCCGCCUCCGCCUCCGCGGCCGCGGCCGCCGCCGCCGCCGCCGCCGCCCACGCGCACGCGCACCACGACGCGUCGCGGCCCGGCGCCUACAGCAUCAACGGCAUCCUCGGCAUCCCGCAGCACGCCGACCAGCCGACCGCCAAGCGGAAGCGCGACCACCACCACGCAGACGAGAACCGCGACCUCAACGGACACCCAGAUGACGACAUCAAGAGGCAGAGGACGCACUACAACGGCGAGCAGCUCUACUCCAACUUGUGGCCGGGCAAGUGGAGCAUCAAGGACGAGCACAAGCUGCUGUCGGAACUGGGCAGCAGCGCGGGGUCGCCCUACUACGACGGUGGGGGCGGCGGAGGCGGCGGGGGCGGCGCGGGGGGCGGCCAGGGCAGCCAGGGCUUCGCCGCGGCGGCUGCGGCGGCGGCCGCGGCGGCGGCGGCGGCUGUCGCGACGUCGUCCGCCUCGGCGGCCGACCUGUACGACGGCAUCGCCUCCAUGACGCAGCAGGCGCCCGUCUACACGCCCUCCCCGCUCGGCGGCUCGCUCACUCCACUGGCGCCCAUCACGAUGCAGGAGAUGAAGCUGUGCCCCAGCGCCGUGCUCGACCCCUCCAUGUCUCCGUACCAGCAAGUGGGCGCAGGCGGCGGCGCCGGCGUCGUCCCGGUGAGCGAUUACUCGUACGGGCCGCCAUACUCGCAGUACUCGUCCACGUACGGCUCCUACGGCUACGGCGCCGGCGGGUUACUCACAGGCGCUCCCUACUAUCCGUACGGUGGCUGCGGCGGAGCCGGCAGCACCAGCAGCAGCUGCAGCAGCAGCAGCAGCAGUGGCAGCGGGGGCGGCAGUGGAGGCUGCGGGGGCGGCGGGGGCGGCUGCGAGCCUCCGCAGCUGCAGCUGCAGGCGCACCUGCUGGCCGCGGGCCGCGCCAGCUGCGCCCACUCCGAAUCGCGGUCGCCGCUGGCGGCCACGAGGGCCAGCUCUGGCGCCAGCGCGGCCUCUCCCACAGGCAGCGCCAGCGCCGCCUGCUCCAGGGCCCAGGGGCUGGACCUCCUGCUGGGCUGAGGCGGGAACUCCCAGCCGGUCUGGUCUGAGCCUCUCACCAGCGCCAGGCGGGGUCUCCACCUCCCGGGGCCUGACGCCCUGCCUCUGACCUCACACUGCAGAGCCUUAGUCCAUCAGAGGCCGAUCGCUGAUCUCACACUGCUUCUGGAGGACCCACGUCAUCACGGUCACCGUCACCGCUGACGGUCUCGUACCAGUCUCCCCCACCACCUGCCACAGUGCCCCGUACUCUGCGCGCUACCGGACUGCGCCACUGAUCUCAUCUGCUGCGGUCUUUCUACCGAACGCGAGAAAAGGCUGUCUCGGCACUUGCUGACUACUGGACGACUAGUCAGCACGAGAGGAAGAGAGAGUCGCCUGGUGCUGUACGUACGUCCCACUGCUACCACGAUGUCGGUGUUCGGAGUGUGGAGGCAUAGGACCUUUGGUGACUGCACGGCAGUUACACUCUGAACUGCGACCUUUCGUGUCUGUGGAGUACACCACUGGGAUACACUGUCGAUGUGAAGACUACGGCCACAAAGCUAUACCUAUAUACAACCGGAAGUAAAAUUAUGCGACCAUCUUAUACAUAUAUAAAUAUUAAAAGGAAAGUUAGAUGAUUUUUAUUUUUUGUAUACAGAACAGCCAAAGACUUGAUUUAUCAUAUCCCUUAUCAUCAUAAUCCUCUUUUCCAUAUCAUUAUAUGUACAUAUUAACGAAUGUUUCUUUUUUAUAUAAUAUAUAAAUAUUCCUCACAAAUCUCGCACUUGCACAAACAGUAAUCCUUAAUUGUGUCGUUAAGGCCUACUUGCAUCCCACCUGGAAGAACCUCUAGGUAAAUGUUUCUGAAAAAAAAAAGAAUAGCCACCUUCAUUAGCUCAGCAGCUUCUCAUUUAAACACAGUAUGAGGUACUUCAGGGAAAAAACACAAUCCGGUACAUGUAAACAGCCCAGGAGGUAGUACACCAAAGAAAAAUUCUUGAAAUUAGUUUGUGGGCUGAGAAAUUUUGACAGUAGAGCUCAUUGUGAUAACAGAACUGCAACCAUCGUAAUCACCUUACUUCCAACAGGAAAGAGCAAAAAUUAAUGAGAAUCAACAACAAAUUUCAGUUUUCCUCCCACAAGAAAUGUAUGUUACAAAAAUUUUGUAGUAAUGUUAAAUGAAACCAGAACACAGUCUACUGCCUGCAAGUACUUAAUUAUGUCCUCUAAGGAUGUAUUUUUUGAACUAUUAUAGUACAUAGCAGGUACUCUAUGGUUUCUGAAUCAUUAUAACAUUAAAAUUAAGGCCCCUAAACGUAUACUGAGAAGGUCCUUGCAGGUGGAGAUGCAAGUUCGUGCAAUUAUCAACAUUUUUUGUUUUUAAUUUGAGCAAACAAAAAUAGGCUAAGUGUAAAAACUGUUAUACAUGAAGUGUUGCGGAAUGACAAAAGAAACACUUUUACUAGGCUUUCAUUGAGUAAAAACUGAAGCAAUUAACAUCCCUAGUCAGAGUGUCUGUCCCAAGAUACAGUUGCGCCUGCAAGACAAGUGGUUCUUACACACGCCUCUAUGUAUACAUUAUUUAUUGCUUAUUUUCUUAAUAAGUAAAACAAAGUGUAAUAUUUUAUUUUUCAUUUUUACCAAAGAGAUGUUAGCAAUAUUCCCUUGCACAUAAUAUGCGAGUAAAUUUUUAUUGAUAAAAAACUAAGAUUGUGACCUAUAUCUUUAAAAUUAAUUUUUAUAUAUCUGAGAAAGAGAAAAAUCUUAAUUGAAUUGUUAUUAUGUUUUAAGAUUGCGAUAGUUCCUUUUGCCCCUUUCAUAUUCCUCGACGAUCGGUUGAUCUUCGUUUCCAAAAAUUUCCUGCUCCCAUCUUCCCAAUUCCUAAGAGCAUCAGUCACUUUAUCUGGUAUCAUUUAGACUAGGUUACAUAGCGUACAGUUAUUGUAAAGAAAUAAAGAA
This is a messenger RNA of Schistocerca americana (American grasshopper), 3631 nucleotides long. RefSeq names its product paired box protein Pax-5-like. The record is from RefSeq and is a predicted model, not a curated record. Gene Ontology annotation, biological process: regulation of transcription by RNA polymerase II; anatomical structure development. Gene Ontology annotation, molecular function: RNA polymerase II cis-regulatory region sequence-specific DNA binding; DNA-binding transcription factor activity, RNA polymerase II-specific. Lineage: Eukaryota; Metazoa; Arthropoda; Insecta; Orthoptera; Acrididae. The transcript has 9 exons. The coding region runs from base 47 to 1708 and encodes 553 amino acids.